Messenger RNA from Trichobilharzia regenti, 2904 nucleotides. The record is from the annotation of a GenBank genome assembly. NCBI's taxonomy places the organism in Eukaryota, Metazoa, Platyhelminthes, Trematoda, Strigeidida, Schistosomatidae.
AUUUUGCCAUCAGAGGACUUUGGAAGACAGUCUAGUUCUGACAUUGUUCUUAGAUUCGGUACCUUGAAAUAGAGACGCCAACUAAAUAAGAUAUCUCAAAACAAACAUGAGAUUUAAAGCCAUUCGGUUGCCAGAUGCGAAGGGUCAAGUAAUCGUAUGAUAUUGAAUAUUGAGUGUCGAACAUUGUUUUAAAUUUGCAUAGAGCACUUACAGGCUCUUCCUGUUUGCGAGCUACUUGAAUUUGUGUCUCUGUCUACGUGAUGUUGGGUUCAGGAUUAAAUCUUGGUGGUCACUCUUUUCCUAGUGUUAAUUCCGUUUCAAGAUUUGGGGAAGCGUCUCCAUAUAAUCCAAAUGCACCAAUAUGUUCAUAUCCACGUUCAUUAUUGGAGCACGUAGUUAGUUUGGAUAUCGAUCAUCAACCUGCGUACAUUCGGAACACUGGGAUAAUAUGUACAAUCGGUCUGUGUGGAGGUAGAUGCCCGAUACCUUCAGUGCAAGCAUUUCUCAGGACUGCGCUUGUUCAACAACGAAAGUCGGGUCUAGACAGAAGCGUUCAUUAAUGCACACUUUUCAAUGUUCUCGUGGUCCACGAAGUAAUCCAAAAUAUAUGUACACAGACCAUGUCCCAAAACAAUUCUUCAGCUGUGUUAAUUAUAUGGUGCUGUAAAAAGUGUACUCCAGUGUAUUUACAAAUGAAUUGAACUGGCACACCUGUUACUUACUAUACCGUACUGGUCAAUAAUAUUAUGCAUUGUUAUUAAUUUUGAGAGAAACCAUUGUUUGAGGAAAUGCUUGAAGCAGGUAAAGGAUUGAGUUAAAGCUUCGUCGGUUGCGCAGUAGUGACUGCAGAUCUAGCUAUCGAAAUUCAAUAGUGCAAUUUGAGCAACAGAAGCCUAAAAAUGAUAACUUCAUAGUAUGCUAUCACAAUGUCGGAAGUAAAUAACUUCUAUAUGUAUUUUGAAACAGGUCCUGCUUGUCGUACUGUCGAAAUACUUCAAAAUAUGAUCAACGCAGGAAUGAACAUUGCCCGAUUAAACUUUUCUCACGGUAGCCAUGAGUAUCAUGCGGAGACUAUAAAGCUGGUUCGUGAAGCUGCCUCGACUUUAAAGCCUAUGUCAAGACCAGUCGGUAUUGCUUUGGAUACAAAAGGCCCUGAAAUUCGUACUGGACUUAUAAAUGGGAGUGGAACUGCCGAAGUUAGUCUUGAAGUUGGGCACAAGAUUCGUGUGACUACUGAUCCUGCCUUCAUGGAAGCAUGUAACGCAUCCACUCUUUACGUGGAUUAUCCUAAUAUUGUCCAUGUCUUAUCAGAAGGCUCGAAAAUCUACGUUGACGAUGGUUUAAUCAGUUUAGUGGUCAGAAGUAAAGGUCCCAAUUUUCUCGAAUGUGAAGUCGAAAACGGUGGAAAGCUUGGCUCUCGUAAGGGAGUUAAUCUCCCAGGAGCCCGAGUAGACCUGCCUGCAGUUUCAGAAAAAGAUAAACAAGAUCUUCGUUUUGCAGUUGAGCAUAACGUUGAUAUGGUGUUUGCUUCCUUCAUUAGAAACGCAGCUGCAGUACAUGAAAUUCGCAGUCUCCUUGGUGAAAAAGGUGCUUACAUCAAAAUAAUUGCGAAAAUUGAAAACCAUGAAGGUGUUCAAAGAUUCAACGAAAUCCUUGAGGUUGUUGAUGGGAUUAUGGUGGCUCGUGGUGAUCUUGGAAUAGAAAUUCCAGCAGAAAAAGUUUUCUUAGCACAAAAGAUGAUGAUUGGUCGUUGUAAUCAGGUUGGCAAGCCUGUAAUAUGCGCUACACAAAUGUUGGAGUCAAUGACUACAAAACCUCGACCAACUCGAGCUGAAUCAUCCGAUGUAGCUAACGCUGUACUUGAUGGUGCUGACUGUGUUAUGCUUUCAGGUGAAACAGCCAAAGGAUUGUAUCCCCUAGAAACUGUACAAACUAUGCAUCGUAUUUGCGUACAAGCUGAAGCAGCAAUGUUCCAUGGGCAGUUGUUUGAAGAUCUGAAGAACUCUUUGUGUGGUCCCACAGAGAUGGCUCACACUACAGCUAUUGCUGCUGUAGAAGCUUCUAAUCGAUGCAACGCAGCUGCUAUAAUUGUGAUUACCACUUCUGGACGGUCAUGCCACUUGAUUUCACGUCAUCGACCUCGUUGUCCAAUCCUUGCUGUUACGCGUCAUGAAGUCAUUGCUCGUCAAGCUCAUCUUUAUCGUGGUGUCCAUCCCUUAUACUAUGGCGAAGCACGAACUAAAGAAUGGGAUGAAGAUAUGGAUCGUAGAAUUCGUUUUGCCAUUGACUUCGGUCGUAAGCGUUCAUAUUUCACUCCAGGAUGUUAUGUGAUCAUUGUAACUGGUUGGAAGGCUGGUUCAGGUUCAACGAAUACACUUCGUGUUGUCAAGUUAGAAGAUGCAGAAACCAAACCAAUAGUUAUGGUGCCAAGUAUUACUCAAUUUGAUGACUAAAGAGUGUGUUUUUUCGUAAAAGGUUUAUUGUGCUGUAUUAUGUGAACGACAGAGAAAUAUACAUUAAAUUUAAUUCUUCUUACACGUUUCAUCAGUCUUUAUUCUUGCACCUUAGUCGAUUUAUUAUCCCUCACCUUCACUUAACUACAUAAAGUUCUGUUAUUACUUUCCAAUCGAUAAUUCAUAUUUUUGUGUGCUAAUAAGUCUUCAUUGUCGUGAUGGAACCAUUCGGUAGGUGUGUGAAUCCGUCAGUAUUCAUCUUUAUUAUAGUACUUCUAUAGUUGUACCAACCCAAUAUUAUCUUCAUGUAUUUUUGACUUAUCCUUUGGGAGAAUGAAGGUAUAUCGAUUUUCUUGAUUUGUUCUCCAAAUUAGAUAUUUCUUAAAUCACUUUUUGCAUGUAGACGUCAUACUGAAAAGAAAAAAACCCACAUAACAUUAUAAGGACAACA